GGAGCAGGCCGGUGCUGCUGGCUGCCGGCUCUGCCCCCGGUGGGAGGUCCUGGGUGUCGGGUGUCGGAGGCCCCCGGCCGCCCCGCAUGCUGCAGCCUCUCUCGGGGGUCACCGAGCCGAGGCGAUGGGAAGACCAUUAGCGACCCCGCUUGAGUGGCUCCGGGAACUACAAGCCCCAGCGAGCCAAGAAACAAGAGGGUUUAUUAUCCCUGCAAACCCACAAAGCUUUCUUUUCAAUGUAUGGAGAAACGCCUCAUUUACUGCAUCUGGUGGACUUUUUUGUUCGCUGUAAAAAAAAAAAAACAUUACAUCCACAUACUUGUUGCCAAACUCCAGAGGAAAGGCUGUAAUAUCUCCCUGUAGGGACUUAGUGAUAUUUAAUUAUGGUUUUGCAAAGCAUAAAUGUAAUAUUCCCGCAUAAACGAGUUGGAAACGGAUACUUAAAGUGACUUAGAGCGACCCGGACAUAUUUUCCAGUGGCAUUUAACUGUUUUUAUUUUUUACACACGAAGCUCCGUAUUUAGAUGUAAUGUGGUUUACCGCUGUUUUAACAUUAUUUAAAGUAUUUAUAGUUUUAUCCAACUUUAUUUUUAGCCUUUAUGCAGCUUACACAUUUGAACUACUUUACGUUUGAGCCUGGAAGUUUCUGGAAAAGCUGAAAUCUGUCCGACGGUAAACUUCCUCCGGUGUGCUGCCACGUCUGAGCCCCGGAACAGAAGCCCUUCCUUCGGUAGCUCAGCUGGAAGGACGCCGGCGGAGGAGAGGAGCACACUCGUGAAUAAAUUAACGAUCUGCCAUGCUGCCCAGACUCCCUUUCUGUCUCCUAAUUUCUUUGCCAGUUCUCCUGGUGCAAGGCAGCGCCACUAAUUCAUCCAAGAUGAGCCCCGCUGCCCCGACCAGCGCCCCACCUCGCCCUCCUCCUCCUUUGGGUGACCCGAGCUGGGCUCUGGGUCUGCGCCUCUACCAGGCCCUCCGCUCUGACUCUGGCUCGGUGAACACCCUCUUCUCCCCUCUGCUCGUGGCCGCCUCGCUUGGAGCGCUGGGUGAAGGUUCAGCUGGUAACACUGCCAGCCAGGUGCAAGACCUCCUCAAGCCAGCAGCCCCCUCUAAGGCAGGAGCCCAGGCUGGGGAGCUUCUGUCUGAGGCGUUAAAGAGCUUCACUGACACUAAUGGAACCAGCUUUCACUUGCAUGUGUCCUCAGCUGUGUUUUUGAAGCAGGCUCCUGCAUUCAGCAAGGAGUUUGUGAAGAAGAGCCAGAGCAGGUUCAGGCUGCAGCACCAGACGCUGGGAAAAGGUGACUCCAAGGCUGACCUGAAGCAGCUCCAUGACUGGGCUAAGGCUGGCCUCAGUGGGCUUGAAGGAGCUCCAUUGGAGGCAGAGAUCAAGGCCAAGGCUGGAGCCCUGAUCCUGGCCAACGCCCUCCGCUUUAAAGGCCUGUGGGAGAGAGAGUUCAGCGAGGGGAGCGCAGAUCUCCGUACCUUCUUGGGAAAGAAAUACACCAAAGUGGUGAUGAUGCACAGAGCAGGUUUGUACCGUCACCACGAAGACGUUGGCAACAUGGUGCAGCUUGUGGAAGCACCUCUGUGGGGAGGCAAGGCCAGCCUCGUGCUCCUGAUGCCCUUCCAUGUCGAAAAUCUGGCUCGGUUGGACAAGCUGCUGACCCUGGAGCUGCUGUCCAAGUGGCUGGAGAAGGCCAGUGUUACUAGCGUGGCUAUCUCGCUGCCCAAAGCUAACAUCACCAGCACACUCAGUCUGCAGAAACAGCUGUCCGCUCUGGGCUUGACCGAUGCCUGGGACCAGAAGGUGGCAGAUUUCUCCGGGGUGUCAGACAAAAGCAAGGGGAAGCUUCAUCUCGGCGGCGUCGUCCACUGGGCUUCCCUGGAGCUGGCGGCUCAGGCUGGGAAAGGAGAUCUAGAGGAUGAAAACGUAGAAAAGCCCAAGCUGUUCUACGGUGACCACCCCUUCAUCGUCUUUGUUCGAGACAACACGACCGGAGCGCUGCUGCUGAUGGGAGCUCUGGACCACGCAGAGGGAGAGGCUUUACACGACGAACUGUAGCACCCACUAGUAUCUGUCUUUCUCUGUCUCUUUCCCCUUCACAUUCCCUCUCAAGCGCUGCACGCUGGUUUCCAAGUCGAGACAUUGUCAUCCACUGUAGCACACUAUCACUUCACACUGCGUCUGGCUGUCACACGUUGACACCACAUAGUCUUACACUGACUGACACUGACACUGCCAUACCUGACACUUACAGUCGCACACACAUACCAACACCUACAUGACACCCGUAAAUGAAAAUACAGUACGAGACAUUACCAAGGUUGACGGAUACAGCAGGAACAUUAACUUUGAGAGGCUCCCCGUUCACAUUUACACUCGCAUGCACACAUUCAAUGGCUCAAUGAUCAAGUCAACACAAAAAAAAAAUGACAAAUGAGAGUACACUGACAAACCCUAACAUGCUGACAAAGCAGAAGUGGUUACACUGACACAACACACAGCUGCAUCAACAGAGAACUUUAACAAACAGAAGCUCGUAGUGAUGCCUGAAACCUCCCUGUCAGGCAAACACCAGGGCAGGUGUGUGUGUUUGUGUGUGUUUGUGUGGUGACCGACAGAUCAAGGGUGCCUGUGGGGCUGCUCUCUGAGCUGGCAGGGACCUAUGCUGGGGUCCCCUGGGCUACAUCUGAGGAAGACUGAUGGAUCAGCCAAGUGCUUAUUGAUGAGGCAGCUUAAUGCUAAUGACUGUAAUGCGUUACAGCGCUUGUCAACAACACGGAGAGGACGGGGAACCUUUUAAUCUCUUAAUGCCAUCUGGGAUCAAUGACACCAUUAUGCUGUUGGAAACAAACAUGACUGACAUCCCUUGACUUCAAUGUAACAGCUUAAUAUUUAGAAUAAUUACUGCAAUUCAGACUUAUUGAUUUUCAUUUGUGUAUUUAUUUUUCUUAUUUAGCACCUUUGGGAGUAGAUGGGGAUUUUUAAAACUCUUUUUUACUUAAGCUUCAGUGUGUAUAUCUGCGUCUUCACCUUAUCUUUGAUACGCAAUCAAUCAAACAUGUACUAUUAAUAUAUAAUACGCGUGGAUUGCUGCAACUCAAUCUUUCUUGGCAGCACUGAUACAAGCUGAGACAGAAGGCCAUAUUUUAUUUUUUUUACUUCUACCCUCAACACAGUCAUCUGACACCGAGCCUUGCGGGUUUAUGGAGGUAGAUUUAAAGCCCCGAACUAGCAUCAGUUUAUUGAAUUUUAGUGGCAACGCAUAAUAGACUCACAGUGCAAAAGAAAGUGUAGCCGCAACUUUGUCAAAUAAGUUGCCGAAUGCUUCCCAGCAACUUCAGGUAAAAUGCGUUUCUUCCAUUCCCAACAAUGAAUAAUUGAGAAAUAAAAUGUAUGCGUGUAUCAAAGAAAAUAGCCCCUUCUGGCUGUUUUUCUGAAAACAGUGUUAGUGUUUUGGCGUCUGGGUGGUUUGGAUGUUUUAUUUAAAGUUCUAGAGCAUUUCAGUCUUACCACAAAAGAUACCUUUGUGUUGUGCUGCUCGUCCACCUGGAUACACGCCCAAAAUACUUUGGGUACACAGCGUCUUGUUGUAGAUGUGUAGUGACAAACCUAGAAAAAGGAGCGGUGAAUUUUCUUGUAGGUAGAAAUGUUGAUGUGUGCUACAUCUGUCCUGUUACAGUGCGUCUAGACACACAGCUGGUCUGUCUGAUUCACAGCGUUAGAAAAAAAAAUCUGCUCCAGUAACACUCUAUUCCAGCUUUGUUCCCAAAUUAGCCCCCUUUACAAGUCUGCUCAGCAACAGCGUGUGACGUGCAUGUGUGUUUGUGUGUCCAUGUGCUGUUUGAGUGUGAAUUCAUGUGUGAAUAAAGCCUCCACAAUAACCUCUCUGCAGCACAAACCAGCAAAGGGCACUAUACUGCAGGUAUAGUCCUCGGUGGAUAAACCUGAGCUCUCAAUUUAGACAAGCUGAUGAUGGAUCUGAGGUUGUGUGCUGUGAGCGCAUCAAUGCUGUUUAUUCUAAUACCAGGUCCCUGCUGGCUCAAGUUCACAUUUUAUUGAGAACACUGACAAACAUGCAUGUUCACAUCUGCUCACAGGUAGCUGGACAUAAUAUGACUUACAAGGAUUUAGUAAGAAAAGAGCUUCUCGGUGGUGUGGAGCUGCUAUUUGUACCGUAUAUCCAACUUGUAGAUAACAUGAAUUUUUAUUUAACCACAAUUUUCCUCUAACAAAAGAUAUCAUUAGUGAUGCAUUUGAAAUAUUUCAUUUUUUUCUAAAUUUCUACUAAAAAUACCAUGUCCAAGAUUAUUUAUGUGCUUUAAACUGUUAAAAAUUUAAAUAAAAUACAGCUUCUGUAGCUUUCUAAUUGUACUAAUCCAAUUGAAGUAAUUUAGCCAUCUUCUAUUGAGAGCAUUCCACUAGACUAUAGAGGUAGAACAGCUGGUGUAGUUUCCAAUUCCAGGUCAUGACUGAAACAAAAGAGCUGUAUGAGCUCCUGCUUAGAGUCCAUCAUUGAGGGAAAGUUGCUGCACACCAGAAAGUGAAGCUCUACAGAGUCAUAUCCAAGUAUUGGAAGUGCCAGUGGCUGCAAUGCUAAACAAAAUGAAAAAAUACAAGGAACUGUGAAAAAUCUCAAAGGACGCUGGAAGCCAGAAACACCCUCUGCUGGCGAGAAUGUCAGAAACCUCGAAGAAUCCAAGCAUCGCCACCAAGGCCACCCUGAUGAGUCUGGUACCAACAUCUGAAGACAAGACAUUGAACAAGGCUGGUCUCUAUGGACACAGACCAAGAACUCCAUUUCUCCAAUAUGGCCACAAAAAAAGCCCACCUGGACAAAGAAAAAGCCUUUUGAUCAUCAGUUUUGUUGGUGGAUUAAAUGGAAAAUGGAGUUAUUUUGAUGCAGGGACAUGACUGUAGUUUGACAAAAGACAUUUGAAUUCACGGUCAAACAUGACGGUGGGAAUGUGAUGCUUUACGGUGUUUUUUUAGCCGAUGGAUCAAGACAACCUUGUUGAAGUAAACGGCAAUGUGAGAAAAAAGAAAAACUACAUCAGGAUUCUGGAAGGACACUUGAGGCAGUACGCAGGAAAACUUGGCCUCCGGCAGCAUUGGACCUUCCAGCAACACAAUUAUUGGAAACAUACAGUCGAAGUGGUGAAGAAAUGGUUACCAGAAAGCAGUAUCCACAUUAUCCAGUCCAAACCUAAAUUCCAUUGACAAUUCAUAGAGAGAACUGACGACCAGAGUGAUAGCGAGGAAGCGUUACAACCUCAGAAACCUGGAUAUUCCUGAGAAAGAGUUUAAAUAAUUUUGGACAUGGCAUCUUUAGUAGAAAAUACAGAAAACAUUGGCUGGCUAUCUUUUGUCACGUGUUUAUAUCGUUUCCAGCCAAAAAAAACUUACUGGUUAAAAACAAAUCUAUAUAGGGUUGAUAUUGUAUGUCACUUUAAUAAUUUGACAUGUUUUAAAAGGAGAUUGCACCAAAAAAUACUAAGAAAUGAAUGAAGCACCUGCAAUAAUUCGACACGGCAGCUGAUGUCAGUACGGUAUAUAGAGAAUGACCCAAACCUGGUAUUGAAUUCCCUUCAGUGGAGCAGCAAUAAAUCAGCUGUACUGUGUGAAGGGAACUCAGUGCUUUUCUUUGUUUUCAUCCUGAGUGCCAGCAGCCACAACUAAAAUGCUUUAAAGCUAUGGCGUAACCCUUAAAAAUGCUUUCCCCCCCAUUUAAACCGUGUUUUCUCAGGAUUACAGCAUUUAAAAGAAUGUUUCCUUCUGAUUAACUAAAUAAUUCCCAAACCAAAGGGAUUUGUUUAAAGGUUUUAGAGUGUAAUAAUCCAGAUAAUAGUAAUUUAAAUUUGUUUUCACACUAGGCCUAAUUUACUUAGUCUAAUAUAUUCCAAAAGGAAAUGCAGUUGUACUCAUAGCGCAUUUAAAGAGAGAGCUUUAUUUGUGUUUGUUGACAAUUUGUGUGUCUCUUUCCAGAAUACUCUUCGGCAACAGAAAGCAGCAGUGUUUUGGACAGGCAGUGAAGGGUGAACUCCAUCAGGGACGCUUUGUGAUGACUUGACAACAAUGGUAGAGUUUCUCCUCAGCUUCAUACAUGAAAAAAAGAAGGUUUUAAGGGAAUUUAAUGUUUAAUCGCUGAUUUUAAAUAAAAUAUGAUGCAAAAAUGGGACCGUGAACUUCCCGUCUACUCUUCUGCCUCGUGCGGCGGGUUCAACUCAUGGAUGAUCCAAGUGGUGGAGAAGAGAGGGAGGCAGAGAAAGAGCACUCAGAGCACAGUCAUGCCAGUUACAGUACAGUACUUACCCUUUAGAGCAAAUCAUCGAGGUGACUCUGCUUAACAGGGGGUCACCUUGCUGAUAGGGAUACUACAGGGGCCGCUCCAUUUUCGCCUCGCUGUUGUUAAAAGCUUGAGAUGGGUCAUGAGUAAGAGGCAGGCAUGUGAUCCAUGGAAACAGAGAUAUUUCAUGUGUUUGACUGCAGGGACGACUUACUGACAUUCUGAAAAGUCACGCAGAUAGCCGACGGCCUCAGACCAUUUAUAUUCACAGCAGGAUUUAAACCGACAAGGAGAAUGAGAGAAAAAAAAGCUAUUUUAAAUAACAAAAUCAGACCUAAGUUAACCUAACAAGUGUAUGAAUUGGAAUAGUUUUGCAAAUACAGAUGGUGACAAAUUAAAUGAAGAUCAACCUACAAUAUUUUAGUGGGGCAACUAUGAGGCACCAGGCAGCUUCAGUGCUCCCCGGCAUUGAUUCUCUGUCCACCUUUAGUUUUUGAUGACAACUCUCUCCACAUUUCUGGAGAGAUGUGCCAUUUUUUUUUCACCUGCUCUGCUGGAGGGGUUUUGUUGUUCCACUGUUGUCUUUAAAACACCCCAGAGGUGUUCUAUUGGAUUGAAGUCGGAUGUCAUACUUGCCCAGGUUAUGAAUUUUACUUUUUUUCUUCUUUAGAAACUCCUGUGUGAUUUUGGCAGUGUGCUCUGGAUCGUUAUCAUCCUGGAAUAUUCCUCCUUUGCCAAGCUUCUGCAGACUGGUAGUACCAGUAUUUUGGUAUAUCCACGGACAUUCAUGUUGCCAUCUAAAAAUGUCAUCUCCCCAACAUAGCUCGCACUCAUGUGGCCCCAUGUCAUCACAUGCCCACCUUUGUGCUUCACUGUCAGGACUAUGCAUUCACUGUGGCUGUCCAGACCAGAUUCAGGACAAAUAUUCUGGACCCCAUCAGAGCAGAACAACUUUACACUGACCUAGCUGUUAUUAAAAACCCUGUGGCAAGUCUGAUACAUUUGCCCUUCUGUUUUUCUCAGCUAAACUGAAAGUUCCCCACUGCCCAUGGCAUCAUUUUAGGCUUUCAGCCGUUGCAGCUCUGAUUAGUGGCACUAUGGUUCAUUCUAUACCUUCUGACUACUCCUGCAACUUUGUUUCGAUGGAUUUUUUUAGUUGGUCACUAAUCUUCCUGUAUCCUUUUCCAUCUUUGUGAAGUCUCAUGGUCCUUUGGCAAUUCUUGUGGAGCCACGAUGCAGACAUGCGAAUAUACACAGCCUUAAAAGUCCAAAACCGAGAUAGUUCUGGUGUUCACAGGUCAGGCUAAUUGGAACUCACUGUUGAACUUGCGUUUGUUUCAGUUUUCUAACUUCUGUUUCAGUAAUUACAAUUGUAAUUACUUCUGUUGCUUUCAGUUUCUACUUUUGGGGAUCUCUUUUCCUUAUAACCUUCCUGAAGAAUCAGUUUUUGUACUGUUCAAAAGAGGAACUAAUUGCCGAAUUCGAAGUAAGGCAAAUACUGAGGUGAUGCCACAGUGAAUUAUUUGACAUUGAAGUGAUGCUGUACAGAUGUGUACUUGCUGCUGUUGUAUAUUGUAGACUAUUCCCCAAGCAGAUGUUUUGAGUUGUCAUGAUGGACAACGCACAGGCGUAACUCAUAAUAUCACUUAUGUCUCUACUCUGUUCAUAUGUCCUUGUAAACCAUAAAAAAUGUCCAGCAUGCAGCAUUAUUUUUUAAUGUUUUCACAGUAGGCAUUUCAGCAUGUCACAGCAGGGAAAACACAUAUGUAAUUAAUAACAUGUCAUGAAUCAGUGCAUUCCUUUUACAUGAGCUUCUUCCAUGGCCUUGAUAUUUCACAUGCUGGUUCUCUGACAUCGCUCACUGGGGGAGUUAAUGGAACUGAUCCAUCCUUAACUGAAUUAGUUACACCUGUGCUUUCUCUGCUAUUACAAGUCAAAACGUCUACUGUGAGGAAGGUCUGUAUCCGACCUGAGUGGAAUACAGUAAUUAUUAACAUGUGUUAAUUUAGUUAUCGGUCAGAAAUCCAUCAAGACUGAUCCACCAGGUGAGCAUCAAACAACAAGCUUGAGUACUGUGCUCUUUAAGAUUGAAUGUUAUUUUAUAUGUAGAGUGACAAACUGUUUUUGUGUGUUUUUGUUAUUGCAGUGAGAAUCUACUUGAAGACCUUGCACCACAUUCAGUUUUUGCAUUACUCUCUGUAAUAGAAAAUACCUUUCACUCAAUGUCUGACUCAAUUAAUUUCAGAAGUGUGUCUAGAAAUAUGUCUAGUGUUACCAAACUGAUUGAAAAAUGUCUUCGGUCUAGAUUUAGUGAGCAGCUUUUUUUUCCCAAGUUGCCUUGUAAUUCAGAGGAAAACCGCAAUCCUCAUGCUGAUAUAAUGACAUGAAAUUGUGGCAGCAUUUGAGUUUCAAGUGUAUGUACAAUAUCAGUGACAUGCAAAGCCAGUAUAACUUUCUUAAAGCUUUCCAAGACGAAUUUGCACUUUUUAAAUCAAGAUUUUUCAUGUGCCGAACUAUCCAGCCCAUAACUUUUAUAUAGAUACAUCUAACUUUAAACCUGUAAUUGAUAAGUGGGAUCGCUCCUGCAAACCACAAGCUUUUGAAAUCCUUUGAAGGUAAAUAUUACACAAUAGUUUCAUUCUGUCACUGUGUCUAUUGUCUUUUUCAGCAGCAGAUAGUUAAUCUGCCUGAAGCAGCCUGUCUGUAGCAGCCCAUAUUAAUGUUAUUGAUCAUUGUCAACUUUUGUGUUUCUUCCAGCCUCAGAUCACACUGUAGUGGGUUGUUUCUUGGCUUUUACUUUCCAGUAAAGGUUUCUUUUUUCAUUAGUCCCUUUCUCUGUUCUUCUCCCCAAUAACCUGUCUCCUUUAUUGCACACAGUCCUUAGAAAGUGACAACUUGGGAAACUGAAUCAAAGUUUCAAUAAAGCCUGAAGUGCUGCAGGCUUUGACAAGUAAGGUGGCUGGAGUGAAGCAGUACAGAAAGAGACUGAAGGAGGACAUAUCGGUUCCAGAAAGAUAAAUAGUUCAUGAAGCUGUUGACUCCACCAUUUUAUUACUUUUGUCUAAGAAUUUUCCGCCUGCCUGCAGCUCUUUUCUGCCCACAAAUUAUUCAUCGUGCUCCCUACAGGCCUCAGCUGUCAAUCCCAGGAUUCAGAGUUGGGAGGAAAGAUUGGAGUUGUAAGUUUGUCAUGAGCUCAGGUGCAUGUAUACUUGGCAAGAUUUUUGAAAAAUAUAUAAAAGCUAUCAUUAUAGCAUAUAAUCACUUCAGCUUUACAGAGAAAAUACAAAGAUAGUGCAGUGCUGCUUCUUGCUUUUUUUUUUUUUUUUUUUUUUUUUUAAACCUUUCUUUUCCCCUUUUAGUUUCUUGACCUUUUGGCUUUCCUGUAUUUAAAGGCUGAAGUCCUACAACCUCUGUGAUGGCCUCAAGUCUCUGGUAUCGACUAUAGUGAGUUGAACAUGCAGGUAAACAAUACUGAUGGCUACACAUGGGGAUGUUCAUGCUGUAUGUGUGCCAACAUAACAUACAUCUUACAUAAAGACCUGAUUAUUUUCAUACCGACAGCAUACACUGAAAUAUUUUGAGUAUUGCUUUUUGAGCAAGCUAUAUAAAUGUUAUGCUUCAUUUUGUUUAAAUCCAUACCUUUUCUCUAA
This is a messenger RNA of Amphiprion ocellaris (clown anemonefish), 9934 nucleotides long. RefSeq names its product serine (or cysteine) peptidase inhibitor, clade H, member 2 (gene serpinh2). Gene Ontology annotation, biological process: collagen fibril organization; negative regulation of endopeptidase activity. Gene Ontology annotation, molecular function: serine-type endopeptidase inhibitor activity. Gene Ontology annotation, cellular component: endoplasmic reticulum. The record is from RefSeq and is a predicted model, not a curated record. Bases 797 to 2059 code for a protein of 420 amino acids. Lineage: Eukaryota; Metazoa; Chordata; Actinopteri; Pomacentridae. The transcript has 5 exons.